Agrilus planipennis (emerald ash borer) is the source of this 555-nucleotide messenger RNA. RefSeq lists its product as uncharacterized. The record is from RefSeq and is a predicted model, not a curated record. Gene Ontology annotation, cellular component: mitochondrion. NCBI's taxonomy places the organism in Eukaryota, Metazoa, Arthropoda, Insecta, Coleoptera, Buprestidae.
CCAUAGUACAAUAUCUGUAAUCCUUAUCCAUAGACAAGUCCCUGUCAUAGAUCCUUACAUAACCUUCAAUUAUAACGGUCUGAAUUGAAUAGAAAAUCCGUUAUUUUUCAUUAAUAAAAAAACUUAACAAGCAUGAGAACCACUCAAACAUUAUUAAAGCAACAUAUUGGUUGGUAUUUCAAAAAACAUUGGAAGAUACAAGGAAAAAGAACACCCGUGAUUACUAGUGCAGAAAAGAUUUUGAAGAACGCAGGCUUCCCUGUUUAUAAAGCUGAAGAUAUUGCUAGCGACAAAAAAAUUGAACAAAUUGAAGAAAAUGAUAAUAACAAUUUAGGCCUCUUGAAUAAGACUCAUCCCAAUUGGCAUGAAAAAAUAUGUUACACUUAUAAAGAUGAUAAUGUACUAUUAGAAGGGCUGAACCAGGCUAAAAUAAUCACCAAAACGGUUGAAAUUAAAGAAGGGCUACCAGACAAUUUCACACUAAAAAAUGCAACAGAAGAUGUACAUAAAAAAGUGAAGAAUAUUAUAUUUAAUAGUCAUCUUUUUGAUGCCGAA